Messenger RNA from Scheffersomyces coipomensis, 348 nucleotides. RefSeq lists its product as uncharacterized. Gene Ontology annotation, molecular function: DNA binding; protein dimerization activity. The transcript has a single exon. NCBI's taxonomy places the organism in Eukaryota, Fungi, Ascomycota, Pichiomycetes, Serinales, Debaryomycetaceae. The record is from RefSeq and is a predicted model, not a curated record. The coding region runs from base 1 to 348 and encodes 115 amino acids.
AUGGAUGAAGGUCAAAGAAGAAUCAUCUAUAGAAGAAGAAUCCCAGGAUUAACCAAUAAAGCUAGAGAGUUUGCUGUUUUAACCGGUACCACCGUCACCCUAACUAUCACUCAAGCCAAUAAUGUUGUUUCUGAGUUUAUUUAUGAUGGUGAAGGACAAGGAGCAGUUGAUCAACAACAACAACAACAACAACAACAGGAAAACCAAUUGAUUGAUCAUCAACUCCAGAAUGAAAUCAUUGCCGAUGAAGGUGAAGAAAUUCUUGAACAAGAUGAUCAUAAUGUUUUCAAUGAAGAAGAAUUUCAAAACCUUUUAGCAUUAUCAUUUUGGAAUGGAAAUAUAGUUUGA